Molecule: messenger RNA, 4874 nt
Organism: Perca flavescens (yellow perch)
Lineage: Eukaryota; Metazoa; Chordata; Actinopteri; Perciformes; Percidae
Product: inactive phospholipase C-like protein 2
Exons: 11
Coding region: 140-3775 (1211 amino acids)
Biological process (GO): phosphatidylinositol metabolic process; gamma-aminobutyric acid signaling pathway; release of sequestered calcium ion into cytosol
Molecular function (GO): phosphatidylinositol-4,5-bisphosphate phospholipase C activity
Source: RefSeq, a predicted model, not a curated record
UCCUCUGCUCUUGGCGCACGGUCGCCUAUCGCUCACUUCAGAUGAUGGCACGCCUGCGUCCGCGUGCAGCGCUGUUGCGUUCGGAGCCCCGGCGCUUUCAAGAGAUCUGAGAAAUCCUCCCCAAAAAAAAAGUGUCACCAUGGCUGAAUUUGGAGAGAACAAAAGAGCCGUCGGUCUGCCGGUUGCUGGCUGGAAAGCUGCGUCAGGAGGAGCCGGAAUGAGCCUGGAGACGCACCGAGGAGAGCCGGUGUCAAACGGAAACUGCAGCGUGUCAGACACCGUGAAGAGGGUCCAAAACCAAUCCAGCUGCGAGUCCCCGACGUCGGAGAGCGCGGGUUCAGUUUCAGCCUGCAAACCAAUUCCUCGACGCAGCAGUCUGAUCAAGGAUGGGUCACGUGCUGGUCGGGAGAGGAAGAAGACAGUGUCCUUCAGCAGCAGCCUGUCAGAGAAGAAGAUCAGCAGCGCUGCAGACUGUAUCCACUCCAUGGUGGAGGGGAUUGAGCUGAAGAAAAUUCGAACCAACUCACGUGUUUACCAGCGUUACUACCUGCUGGACGCAGGCCUCCAGGCUCUAUGCUGGGAGCCAUCCAAGAAGGAGUCAGACAAAGCUCGCAUCUCGCUGGCCUCCAUACGAGAGGUACGGACAGGUCGUAACACAGAAACCUUCCGCACCAGUGGAGUUUAUGAGCAGAUUUCAGAGGACUGUGCAUUCUCUAUCAUCUAUGGAGAGAUGUAUGAAAGUUUGGACCUGGUGGCCAACUCUGCUGAAGUGGCUAACAUUUGGGUGACUGGCCUGAGGUAUCUGAUGCAGUAUGGGAAACAUGCCCUGGACAUGCUCGCCAGCAGUCAGGACAGCCUUCGAAUUGGCUGGCUGGAGCAGUUGUUCUCCUCUGCUGCUGAAUCGGACGGACAAGAAGAUGCCAAGGAAGGGAUCCGCUUGCAGUUAGCCAUUAAGUUGAUACAGGGCGUGAACCCUGGGGUGGGCAGAGGCAAAGUGGAGCACAGGUUUAAAGAGCUUCAAAGAGUUAGGGAGAAGAUGUGUGGGCUUACUCUAGAUAGCAAAUCUGGAGUUAAAGAUCAUGGCGAAAACAAAAGACUAAUAGGAAGAAAUGAGCGAGUCACCAGGCAGGAGUUCAUCGAGGUCUUCCAUGACUUCUGCACACGCCCGGAGAUCUACUUUCUGUUGGUGCAGUUCUCUAGCAACAAGGAGUUCCUGGACACCAAGGACCUGAUGAGGUUCCUCGAGGCUGAGCAAGGCAUGGCUCAAGUGAGUGAGGAGACCAGCCUGAAGCUCAUCCAGGCCCACGAGCCAUCGGAGCAGGGCCGGCAGCAGGGAUACCUGUCACUGGAUGGCUUCACAAGCUACCUCACCUCGGCAGAGUGCCACCUCUUCGAUAGGGAGCAUGACACCGUGUGCCAGGACAUGUCCCAGCCUUUGUCUCACUACUACAUCAGCUCCUCCCACAACACCUACCUCAUCGAGGACCAGUUUCGAGGUCCGUCCGACAUCUCCGGCUACAUCCGCGCUCUCAAGAUGGGUUGUCGAUGUGUGGAGGUGGACGUCUGGGACGGCCCCGAUGAGGAGCCGGUGGUGUGUACUGGACACACCCUCUCCCCACCACUGGUCCUGCGUUGUGUGUUAGAAGCAAUUGGAAAGUUUGCAUUUGUGGCCUCGCAGUACCCAUUAAUUAUAUGUAUUGAGAACCACUGUUCACUUCAACAACAGAAAGUGUUGUGGCAACAUCUCAUAGGGAUACUAGGGAAGAGUUUAUACACAGAUCCCCCUUACGAAGGGGAGUCAUACCUACCAUCGCCACAUGCCCUAAAGAAUCGAAUUCUCCUAAAGGGUAAAAAGUUGGGUCCAGGUUCUGAUGGGGAGGACGGGGAGGUAAGUGAGGAGGAUGAAGGGGCAGAGAUGUGUCAAAGGAUGAAAGCGGCUAACAGUGGAGGGACAGUGCCUGGAGGAAAUGAGAAGGACAUGGUGCAGAAAAGUGUCUCUUUCACAGCUGUCACUCAGUCUAAUCCUCCUCAUCUUCUUCCCAAACGUUUCCAACUCUUGAAGGAGCUCUCUGACCUAGUAACUCUUUGCCGCUCAGUCCUCUUUAUUGACUUCCCAACAUCAUCCAAAAGCCAAAACCCUUGGGAACUGUGUUCCUUUCAUGAGUCUCUGGCCGUGCGUCUCGCUAGCGAGAGCCCUGGCGACUUUGUCAAUCACAACAAGCAUUUCCUGUCGCGGGUGUACCCCAGCCCCAUGCGUAUUGACUCAAGCAACAUGAACCCUCAGGACCUGUGGAAGUGCGGUUGCCAGAUUGUGUCCAUGAAUUUUCAGACAGCAGGACUGAUGAUGGACCUGAACACAGCCUGGUUCAGGCAGAACGGGAACUGUGGUUAUGUUCUGCGGCCAGCCAUCAUGCGGCAGGAGGUGUCUUAUUUCAGUGCCGACACCAGAGACACAGUGCCUGGUGUGUCUCCACAGCUGCUCCAUGUCAAGGUGAUAAGCGGCCAGAACCUGCCCAAGCCGAAGGGUGCGGGGGCCAAAGGAGAUGUGGUGGACCCCUACGUGUACGUUGAAAUCCACGGCAUCCCAGCUGACUGCACAGAGCGCCGCACCAGGACCGUGACACAGAAUGGGGACAACCCCGUCUUUGAUGAGAGCUUUGAGUUCCAGAUCAACCUGCCGGAGCUUGCCAUGGUUCGCUUUGUGGUGCUGGAUGAUGACUUCAUAGGGGAUGAUUUCAUAGGUCAGUAUACCAUCCCUCUGGACUGUCUUCAACCGGGCUACCGACAUGUACCACUGCAGUCUUUGACAGGGGAGGAACUUACCCACGCCAAACUGUUUGUCCAUGUGGCCCUCACCAAUCGGCGAGGAGGGGGAAAGCCUUACAAAAGGGGACUGUCUGUGCGAAAGGCCCGCAAGGGGAGAGACUACACCGCCCUGAGGGACUUGGGGGUCCGGGCUGUGGACGAGGUUUUCAAGAUGGCUGCUCCUCCGCUGAGAGAAGCCACUGACAUGAGGGAAAAUAUGCAGAACUCUGUAGCAGUGUUCAGGGAGCUGUGUGGAGUGUCUGCAGUGGCUAACCUCAUGCAGUGCGUGCUGGCUUUGGGCUCCAGUGUGUCAGGACCAGACGGAGCACCUUUACUACUGUUUGACCUCAGGGACCACUACCCCACACUGGAGCCCCAGGGGCCGCUUCCCGACGUCCUUCGCCGGGUUGUCUCCACCUAUGAAACGAUGGUCCAGACCAGCAGAGCAGUGAUCGAGCUCUCCGAUGGACUCUACGACAGGAUCCUGCAUAUACAGACAAUGGCCAUGGAGUUUCAUGAGAAGCUGCAGACUCUGGCGGCGAAGGAGGGGCUGAGGGGUCGCAAGGUCAGUCGGGCGCUGGAGAGUUUCAGCUGGAACAUCACCAUCCUUAAGGUCAGCAACACACACUCGUACACUAACAAAAACCCAAACAGCCUCAGGGGUAGACCGUCGGAACAUGUUUUGGGCCUCCAGCUAGUUGCUCAUCUUUUUUCUCUCUUUCAACCUUUCCUCCCUCCACUUCUACCCUCUGUCCCACGUCUCUCCUUGCUACCCUGUAAUCGCUCACUUCUCUCCUUAUUUUCCAUUUUUUUCUCUCAGGGUCAGGCUGACCGGCUGAAGCACGCCAAAGCUGAAGUCCAGGAGAACAUGAAGCAGGUCCAUGAUGCUGCUUUGACUGGAAACCUCACCAAGGAGAGUCCAGGAGUGAGAAGAGUCCGCUCCCAAACACGACGAGGCCAGGAUGACUAAACCACCACGUGUGCUAGAUGACCCUCUCGGCAUAGCAAGCAAAUAAAAGAGGACGUGACCAAACUGCCGACGUAGCUGCUGUGACAAACCCUUUUCAUGUUAUUAAAAUUGUUCCAAGGUCUUAAUUCGCCUUAUUGUGAGCUAUAGCAAGUACUGUGUUUUUAAAAGAGAAGAACAGAAGAGUUGAUGAAUGUAAAAGUCUUCAAAAUGCAGCCACCAUCCACUCGCAGAAAACACUUGGGAGUCGCAGAAGCCAGAGCACUGCUGAGAGGAGACAGGAGAAAAAUGACGAUGAUGAAUCAGGUUGUACGAUGAAUGUAGUUGGAUUUUAAGCCAAGGUUAAGUUGUUUGUGCUGCAUUAAACUGUAAAUACAACAAAUGUCUAUCAACAUCUUGUUAUGUGCAAUGUGUCUUGAAGAGAGAGUAAAAAAAAUGGUCAUUUUCUAGCUCAGUGUGGGAUGACGCCAAAAGAGGUUUAUAAUCUUUUGAAAAACGGUCACAUUUAUGUUAGAAGCUUGUGAAGAUUUGGUUAGGUUUAAAUGAAACACACUUUCUCGAUUAUAUAAAUGGGAUAUACGCAGGAGUCUGUGGAUGUUUUACGUCUUUUACCAUUAUAUCUGUUGGACCAGUGCAGCCCCUUUAUAUCCCUCUCCAACUUAUUUCCAUUAAGCAUUUGUUAAGGUUCUGGAUCGCUGCUCUUCAUCCAAUCAUCUUGAGGUCAUUUGUCAUCCACUUAACCCUCUAAAUGUUGUUUCACAUACAGUAUUCUAUAUUUUUGUAUUUUCCUGAAGCCCUUGUGCUAAUUAAACCACUGUUACCCGCCAUAAUGAUCAACUCCAGACCGGUAAAAGUCUGCCUCUAGUGAACAAAUACUGUUAUAUUGAAAGUGCUUACUUUGUGUGCAAAACACUGUACAGUAUUUUACUAUGUAAUUUCGAUCCUUUUGCUGUAAAGAAUAUUUUACAUAAGUUAUUGAUCCUAAAUUAAAACAUUCCAGUUAUCGGGUGCAGUAGAUGAGGCUCGACCUGUUCAGCUCUGUAAAAGGUUGCAGUUCACUUUCCCUUACAGUCAAGAUGGAAAUAAACUAGUUUUUAAAUGA